AUGAAGAAGCUGGAAGCAGACGAUACAAAGCCUCCUGAGCCACCCAAAGAUUACAUUCAUGUUAGAGCUAGAAGGGGUCAGCCAGCAGAUAGCCACCGCUUCGCUGAAAGAGUAAGAAGAGAAAAGAUCAGCGAGAUGCUAACUUUACUUCAGGAUCUGGUUCCUGAUUCCAGCCGGAUAACAGGGAAAGCAGAUUCACUUGAUGAAAUCAUAAACUAUGUGCAGUCCUUAAAGAGACAAGUUGAGCUAUUGUACAUGAAGCUGGCUACAAUAAAUCCAAGGAUGGAGUCUAACCGUAAUGCUGCUUUAUCCAUAAAGGUAAAAGAAAAUAUGCUUUACGCAAUUGCCUGCUCAGAGCAAAGACUUCCGUUAGGAUACUAUUCUCUUGCCCAGAACAUGCCUAGAUUCUCAGACACGCAAUUCCUCUCGAACUAUGGAUUUGUUCAAACUAAGAUAUGGAUACUGGGAAAAUGA
Brassica napus (rape) is the source of this 474-nucleotide messenger RNA. RefSeq names its product transcription factor bHLH77-like. The coding region runs from base 1 to 474 and encodes 157 amino acids. The record is from RefSeq and is a predicted model, not a curated record. NCBI's taxonomy places the organism in Eukaryota, Viridiplantae, Streptophyta, Magnoliopsida, Brassicales, Brassicaceae. Gene Ontology annotation, molecular function: protein dimerization activity; DNA-binding transcription factor activity. The transcript is spliced from 5 exons. Gene Ontology annotation, biological process: regulation of DNA-templated transcription. Gene Ontology annotation, cellular component: nucleus.